AUGCCACUUUCUCUCUGCUCUGCUCUCCAUACAGUGACUCCCUUUUACCACUUUGGGCUUCAGUCGCAGUCUCUUGACCACCCAAGCCAUCGAUCUGCCUCAAGUGCCAGGGUAUAUUAUCUUUGA
Molecule: messenger RNA, 126 nt
Organism: Aspergillus nidulans FGSC A4
Lineage: Eukaryota; Fungi; Ascomycota; Eurotiomycetes; Eurotiales; Aspergillaceae
Exons: 1
Coding region: 1-126 (41 amino acids)
Source: RefSeq, a predicted model, not a curated record